UCUUCAGCAGCCGCAGCAACAUGGUGGUGCACGAGCGCACGCACACGCACGAGCGGCCGUAUACGUGCAGCUAUUGCGGCCGCACGUUCUCGCAGCACGGGCAGAUGGUGAUUCACGUGCGCUCGCACACGGGCCAGCGGCCCUUCAAGUGCCCGCACUGCGUCAAGGCGUUCACCUCCAGCAAGGUGCUCAAGAUUCACAUCCGCACGCACACGGGCGAGAAGCCGUACGCGUGCGAGCACUGCGACAAGCGGUUCGCCGCCUACGCCAACUUGGUGGUGCACCGGCGCAUCCACACCAAGAUCCGGCCCUACAAGUGUGAGUACUGCGGCCGUACCUUCGAGCACAGCGGCAACCUGCAGCGACACACCAAAAUACACGUGCGCGACCUCGGUAAGAUGCGUGAAGUCAUGUACGGCUCAACCACGGAGCUGCUCGACCACCGAUGCCCGGAGCUGCGCGAGCGGCUGGAGGGGCGUGCCCUCCCCGGCCUGCCGUUCGCUGAGCCGAUCUCCGGGCUGCACAAGCUGCCCACCAGCUUCCUCGAGCUGUACGACUACAUCCAGCAGCUGCGCGAACAGAGUCCGCCUGCGCAGGGCAUCUAUCCGCCGGCACUACGACCGCCGCCUCCGCCGCCGCCUCACGACAGGCCGAGCUACAGCUCGCUGUCCAGCGACGCAGAGCUGCACGCGCUCUCGCUGCGCGCGGGCGGGCUCGGCACCAGCCUCGGUGGCCGUGCCCCGCUGCCGGCCGGGCCGGGCUCGCCGGCCGGCUCCGACCGCUCCGAGUCGCGGCUCGUCAUCGAUGAGGUCAAGCCAGAUCGUUUCUGA
Molecule: messenger RNA, 830 nt
Organism: Pollicipes pollicipes
Lineage: Eukaryota; Metazoa; Arthropoda; Thecostraca; Pollicipedomorpha; Pollicipedidae
Product: zinc finger protein 358
Exons: 5
Coding region: 21-830 (269 amino acids)
Biological process (GO): regulation of transcription by RNA polymerase II
Cellular component (GO): transcription regulator complex; chromatin; PcG protein complex
Molecular function (GO): DNA-binding transcription factor activity, RNA polymerase II-specific; RNA polymerase II cis-regulatory region sequence-specific DNA binding
Source: RefSeq, a predicted model, not a curated record